Messenger RNA from Eimeria tenella, 2190 nucleotides. RefSeq lists its product as uncharacterized. The annotation marks the transcript as partial. NCBI's taxonomy places the organism in Eukaryota, Apicomplexa, Conoidasida, Eucoccidiorida, Eimeriidae. The transcript has 6 exons. The record is from RefSeq and is a predicted model, not a curated record.
CAGCAGCAGCAGCAGCAGCAGCAGCAGCAGCAGAAGAGGCGGCGGCGAAAGGACCUCUGGCAGCGGCUGCAGGGCCCUGUGGGGCUGCUGCUGCUGGCGCUGCUGCUGCUGUACGUGGUAGUGGCGGAGCGCCGUGCUGCAGCAGCAGCAGCAGCAAGAGAGAAGGCCCUGGAGGAGGGCCUCUCGCUGCUGGAAAGUGCAGCAGCAGCAGCAGCAGCAGCAACGAAAGAAAGGGAGUUUGCGCUGUCGGCGACGCAGGAGAUAGCAGCAAUAGUGCAGCAGCAGCAGGAGACAGCAGCAACGCUGGAGCAGCUGCAGUCGCGCCGGAACUCGCUGCUGCAGCGUUCGGCAGCAGCAGCAGCAGCAGCAGCAGAGCAGCAGGGGAUGACGCUGCGGCAGCACCACGAGCAGCUGCAGCGGCUGCUGCAGCUGAAGCACGAAGCCGAAGCAGCAGUUGAUGCAGCGCGGCUGCUGCAGGGCCUUCCUGCUGCUGCUGUGGGGCCGCUGCUGCAGCAAACGCGGGAGCAGCUGCAGGAGCUGGAGGCGAAGGACAAGGAGCUGGGGGAGCGGCUGCAGCAGCUGCAGCAAAUAACGACGGUGCAGCAGGCGCUGCAGCAGCAGCAGCAGCAGCUGGAGCAGCUGCAGCGUUCGGUGGAGGCGGCGCGAGCGGAGCAGCAGCAGCUGCAGCAGGAGGUGGCUGAGGGGGAGGCCGCAGCAGCGGCGGGCGCGCAGCGGCGGCAGCAGCUGCAGCAGCAGCAGCAGCAGUCCGCAGCAGCACUCACUCUCGCCCUUAAUGAACUUGAUGAGCUGCAGCAAGCUCCAGCAAGACACAAAAUAAAAGAAGUUGUGCUGCAGCAAGCUUUUGAAGAAAUGGAGCGGCGGCGGAAGUACAUAGAGUUGCUUGCUGCUCCUGCUGCCAGCUCGGACGCAACAGCAGCAGCAAUUCUGGCUGCUGCGAGCAGCAGCAGGUUCGCGCCGCUGGGGACGGAGCCAGCAGCAGGAGGAGCAGCUGCUGCCGCUGGAGCAGCAGCUGCUGCGCGCGCAGCGCGAGCAGCUGCUGCUGCUCUCCGAGAGACAAACUCUGGAAGCAGAACGCGAGCUGCUGCAGCAGGAGACAGCAGAGGAGACACAGCUGGCGCGGGCGCUGCAGCAGCUGCUGCUGGCGAAGGCGGAGGUGUCGGACGCUGCUGUUGCUGCGUACGCGGAGACGCCGGCAGCAGCAGCAGCAGCAGCGCUGCCGGAGUCUGCUGCAGCGCUAAGGAGACACCACUUUGCUUUUGGGCCCAAAGUCUUCGGCAGCUACAGAGGCCACAGGCCGCAGGAUGUGUGGGCAGCUUUGCUGGAGCCGCGGGCCGACGACGAAGCAGGCAGCAGCAGCAACUUGCUGCGCCUCGCGGGCGCGCGCGCUGCGCUGCUGCUCUGGCAGCAGCAGUGCUGCUGCUCGCCGCCGCCGGGCCCCACGGGCCCGUCCAGCGCGUGCUGCUGCAGCACCGCCUCGAGCUGCUGCAGCAGCAGCAGCGCCUCGUCCAGCUGCUGCUGCAGCAGAAGCAGACCGAGCUGCAGCAACUUAGAGACGCUUUAACCGCUCUCUCGGAGACAGGCCUUUGGGGCGUGGACUUGCCCCAGGUGUCUCUAAAGGCCCACGCCUACAUGACGCGGCUGCAGCAGCAAAUCGAACACCUGCAGCAGCGGCAGCAGCUGCUGCAGCAGCAGCAGGACCCCGAGCUGCUGCAGCAGCAGAUUGCUGCGGCCUUCGUCGACGCCGCCUUCGCGCUCUACGAGCGCCAGCAGCAGAUCGUCGCCGCCGGGCCCGCGGAAAAGGCUGCUGCAGCAGCAGCAGCAGCAGCAGCAACAGCAGCAGCAAACAAGGCCCACGCAGAAGCCGUUGCUGAGGCGCUGCAGCAGCAGCAAGCCGAAAUCAUCAAACUCAACAAAAAGGAAGCAGAAAUGUCUCCUUACUUCGAUUGGAGACAAAUUAGAAUUGAAGUCGCCGAAGAAGAGACAGAGGAGACAGAAGACGCAGAAGCACAGCUGCAGCAGCAGCAGUUUGCUGCAGGAGACAUUCUUGCUGCUGCUCCCGAAGCAGCAGAAAUCAAAACCCUCGGCAAGCUCACGGCCUUCACGCUGCCCGGCGUGCUGCAGCUGCAGCAGCCGCGAAAGAAGGCGAAAAAGCGCAAAAGGAAUAAAUAA